AUGUUAAGAACUUCAAUUUCUAGUCCUUUGAGACAAUUUUUCAGGUUUCAGUCAACUGGUGCGGUUUCUGAAGCUACCGGCAGUGCAAAACAGUUGCCAAUUAACGUUGAGGCAGUUUACCACGCACCAUUGAAAAAUCCUAUUACACAUGGAGAUUUGAUAGCAGAUGUGCAACUGCGGUCGUAUGAUCAUGAAAACCUGGACUUUUAUGCGGAUUUCAUGUUGAGGGCCGGUUUUUACCUGGGAAUGCCGUUGACCGGUCCCAAACCACUACCCACAAGAAGAGAGCGCUGGACGGUGAUAAGAUCACCGUUUGCUCAAGCCAAAUCGAAGGAAAAUUUUGAAAGACACACUCACAAGCGUUUGAUCCGUGUGUGGGACACAAACCCGGAGGUUGUGGAGCUUUGGCUGAGCUACAUUGCCAAGCACUCAAUCGCAGGAGUGGGCAUCAAGUGCAAUCUGUACCAAAAAGAGGGCGUGAAACUGCAGGAAGCACUGGCACAAAGCUCCCUCUUGACCGAAGAGCAUAAGUCACAAUCGCUGGACGAAGUCGUGGGCGAAAAGGUCUUGGAGCUUUUGGAUAAUGAGGCCUUCAAGAAGCAUAUUGUAGAAAAAAGCUAA
Messenger RNA from Lachancea lanzarotensis, 621 nucleotides. RefSeq names its product LALA0S06e04500g1_1 (gene RSM10). The transcript has a single exon. Gene Ontology annotation, biological process: translation. Lineage: Eukaryota; Fungi; Ascomycota; Saccharomycetes; Saccharomycetales; Saccharomycetaceae. The record is from RefSeq and is a predicted model, not a curated record. Gene Ontology annotation, molecular function: structural constituent of ribosome. Gene Ontology annotation, cellular component: small ribosomal subunit; mitochondrion; ribosome. Bases 1 to 621 code for a protein of 206 amino acids.